This is a messenger RNA of Anolis carolinensis (green anole), 5666 nucleotides long. RefSeq names its product protein tyrosine phosphatase receptor type M (gene ptprm). Gene Ontology annotation, biological process: protein dephosphorylation. The record is from RefSeq and is a predicted model, not a curated record. Gene Ontology annotation, cellular component: membrane. Lineage: Eukaryota; Metazoa; Chordata; Lepidosauria; Squamata; Anolidae. Bases 366 to 4928 code for a protein of 1520 amino acids. The transcript is spliced from 35 exons. Gene Ontology annotation, molecular function: protein tyrosine phosphatase activity; protein binding.
CGCUCUCUCUCUCCCUGGGCUGCUCUCCCGCUCCUCUCCGCGCUUCGCCCGCCUGACUUCCAUCCUCGAUGCGAGGGGACUCUCUCCUGCGAGAGAGAGAGAGAGCGAGAGAGAGCGAGCGGAGCCGAGGAAGAGAAGCGAGGCGGAGGCUUGUGCGGGGCUCGAGGAGCGCAACAGGGAGCCAGCCAGCCAGCCAGGCAUCCAGCCCCGCGCCGUCGUUUUCCCGGAGUUAAAGCGAGCCGCCGCCGGAGGAGCUUCCCUUUUUCCUUCCACUUGGAGGGGAUCCGAGGCGCCCCCUUUCCCGCCCUCUCUUUCCCCCGGAGGGCCGGCGGAGUGGGGCUUUUUCCCUCCCGAGGGAAGGGAAUAUGGGGAAAGUUGCAACUUGGCUCCUGACUUUGGCUGGACUUUUGCUGGAAGCCCGAGCAGAGACGUUCACAGGUGGCUGUUCUUUUGAUGAACCAUUUACCUCAUGCGGAUAUAGUCAGUCUGAUGAUGAUGAUCUUAAUUGGGAUCAAGUCAACACACUUUUAAAGCCCUCGUCGGAUCCUUGGAUGCCCACAGGCUCUUUCAUGUUGGUGAAUACCUCUGGAAGGAUUGGACAAAGAGCCCAUCUUUUGCUACCACACCUUAAAGAAAACGAUACCCAUUGUAUCGAUUUCAACUUUUAUGUUUCUAGCAAGAGUGGUUCCAGUCCAGGUGUAUUAAAUGUUUAUGUGAAAGUCAACAAUGGUCCACUUGGUAGUCCAGUGUGGAAUAUGUCUGGAGCUCCAAUAGGAACCUGGAACAAAAUUGAAUUGGCAAUCAGCACCUUUUGGCCAAACUUCUAUCAGAUAGUUUUUGAAGUAAUCACUUCUGGUCACCAAGGAUACCUGGCUAUUGAUGACGUGAAGGUUUUAGGACAUCCAUGCACUAGUACACCCCAUUUUCUGCGUGUCCAAAGUGUGGAAGUCAAUGCUGGGCAGUUUGCCACUUUCCUGUGCACUGCCAAUGGCAGAACAGUCCAAGGCAAUAGGCUUUGGUUGCAGGGUCUGCUUGUACGAGAUGCACCUCUGAAGGACAUGAAAAUUUUUAAUGAUCGGCGAUUUGUAGCUUCCUUCAGUGUGGUGAACGCUACCAAACGGGAUGCAGGCAAUUAUCGCUGUAUGAUUCGCACAGAAGGAGGAGUCGGAGUGUCAAAUUAUGCAGAACUGAUUGUGAAAGAGCCUCCUGUUCCCAUUGCACCACCCCAGCUGUCAUCUGUUGGGGCGACCUAUUUAUGGAUACAAUUGAAUGCCAAUUCCAUCAAUGGAGAUGGGCCCAUCAUUGUGAGAGAAGUAGAAUAUCGCACCUCCAGUGGAAAUUGGUAUGAUAAACAACCAGUAGAUUCUGCAAGCUAUAAAAUCGGACAUCUCGAUCCAGACACAGAAUAUGAAAUUAGCGUGCUGCUUACUAGACCAGGUGAAGGAGGUACUGGAUCCCCUGGACCAGCUCUUAAAACAAGAACAAAAUGUGCUGAUCCUGUACGUGGUCCAAGGAAACUGGAAGUUGUAGAUAUCAAAUCCUGGCAGAUUACCAUCACUUGGGAACCAUUUGGCUACAACGUAACUCGUUGCCAUAAGUACAACCUCACAGUCCAUUAUCGCUACCAAGCUGGUGGACAAGAACAAGUCAGAGAAGAAGUGAGCUGGGAUACUGACAACUCGCACCCUCAGCAUACCAUUACUAAUCUAUCCCCCUAUACUAAUGUCAGCAUCAAACUCAUUCUAAUGAAUCCUGAAGGAAGGAAAGAAAGCCAAGAAAUUGUGGUACAGACAGAUGAAGAUGUUCCAGGAGCUGUUCCUCUGGAAUCUAUCCAAGGAAGUACAUUUGAGGAAAAGAUUUUCCUUCAGUGGAAGGAGCCAAUCCAGACAUAUGGUGUGAUUACAGUAUAUGAGAUCACCUACAAAGCUGUCAGCUCCUUUGACCCAGAAGCAGAUUUAUCUAACCAAAGUGGACGUGUUCCAAAACAUGGGAAUGAAACACACAAUUUGUUUUUUGGAUUGUAUCCUGGGACCACUUACUCCUUCACUAUCAGAGCCAGUACAGCGAAGGGGUUUGGACCACCUGUUACAAGUCAAUUCACAACAAAGAUAUCAGCACCUUCCAUGCCGCCCUAUGAACUGGAAACACCUUUAAAUCAAACUGACAGUACGGUGACAGUUCUGUUGAAACCUGCACAGAGCAGAGGAGCUCCAGUCAGUGUCUACCAAAUCGUUGUUGAAGAGGAACGUCCCCGCAGAACCAAGAAAACAACUGAAAUCUUGAAAUGCUAUCCAGUGCCGAUACACUUCCAGAAUGCUUCUCUUUUGAACUCUCAGUAUUAUUUUGCAGCAGAGUUUUCAGCCAACGGUAUUCAAGCUGCUCUGCCUUUUACUGUUGGUGACAACAAAACUUACAACGGCUUCUGGAACACUCCUCUGCUCCCUCAUAAAAGUUAUAGCAUUUAUUUUCAAGCUCUCAGCAGAGCCAAUGGGGAAACAAAAAUUGACUGCGUCAGAGUGGCCACAAAAGCUGCGAUAAUCGUGACUCAGCUUACAACACCAUACAUUCGCAUCGCCCCUGCUGCAGGCGACGACCAACUAACAGGUGCUGCUACUCGAAAACCAGACCCUGAGCCAGAGAAGCAAACAGACCACACUGUUAAAAUAGCUGGAGUGAUUGCAGGAAUCUUGCUGUUCGUUAUUAUAUUUCUUGGGGUUGUGUUGGUUAUGAAGAAAAGAAGAAGCUAUCACUCCUACACUUAUUACCUGCCUGUGAUGACAGAGAUGCUUCCAUGUAUUGAAAGGAGGAAAUUGGCUAAAAAGCGGAAAGAGACAUUGAGCAGUACGCGGCAGGAGAUGACAGUGAUGGUGAACUCAAUGGAUAAAAGCUACACUGAACAAGGCACUAACUGUGAUGAGGCUUUCUCUUUCAUGGACACACACAAUCUAAAUGGAAGAUCUGUAUCAUCACCUUCUUCAUUCACAAUGAAAACAAACACACUGAGUACAACUGUGCCUAAUUCUUACUAUCCAGAUCCAUUUGUGCCAACUGCCAUUUUAGAUGAAACUCACACAAUGGGCAGUGAUACAAGCAGCCUGGUCCAGUCACAUACCUAUAAGAAGCGAGACCCUGUGGAUGUGCCAUACCAAACUGGGCAGCUCCACCCAGCUAUCCGUGUUGCUGAUUUGCUGCAGCACAUUACACAGAUGAAAUGUGCAGAAGGCUAUGGGUUCAAGGAGGAAUAUGAGAGCUUCUUUGAAGGACAGUCUGCACCAUGGGACUCAGCUAAAAAAGAUGAGAACCGAAUGAAGAAUAGAUAUGGGAAUAUCAUUGCAUACGAUCAUUCUCGAGUUAGACUGCAGCCCAUUGAAGGGGACUUAAACUCAGACUACAUAAAUGGAAAUUAUAUUGAUGGUUAUCAUCGGCCAAACCACUAUAUUGCUACACAAGGGCCGAUGCAAGAGACAAUAUACGACUUCUGGAGAAUGGUCUGGCAUGAAAAUACAGCAAGUAUAGUCAUGGUGACAAAUCUUGUGGAAGUGGGAAGGGUCAAGUGCUGUAAAUACUGGCCAGAUGACACAGAGAUAUAUAAAGACAUUAAAGUUACCCUAAUAGAAACGGAGCUCCUGGCAGAAUAUGUGAUCCGAACAUUUGCAGUAGAAAAGAGAGGUGCCCACGAAAUCCGAGAAAUCAGACAGUUUCACUUCACAGGGUGGCCGGAUCAUGGUGUGCCUUACCAUGCAACAGGACUUUUAGGAUUUGUUCGCCAAGUCAAAUCCAAAAGUCCACCUAAUGCUGGCCCAUUGGUUGUACACUGCAGUGCUGGGGCUGGCCGAACAGGAUGCUUCAUUGUCAUUGACAUUAUGCUAGACAUGGCAGAAAGAGAAGGCGUUGUAGAUAUAUACAACUGUGUCAGAGAGCUUCGUUCUCGAAGAGUUAACAUGGUGCAAACUGAGGAACAGUAUGUAUUCAUACAUGACGCAAUACUUGAAGCCUGUCUGUGCGGAGAUACCUCUGUUCCAGCUUCUCAAGUUAGGUCUGUAUAUUAUGAAAUGAAUAAACUGGAUCCUCAGACCAAUUCAAGCCAAAUCAAAGAAGAAUUUAGAACCCUGAAUAUGGUGACUCCCACGUUACGUGUGGAGGACUGCAGCAUAGCACUUUUACCUCGGAAUCAUGAGAAGAACCGCUGCAUGGAUGUCCUUCCACCAGACAGAUGCCUGCCUUUCCUCAUCACAAUAGAUGGGGAGAGCAGUAACUAUAUCAAUGCCGCACUGAUGGAUGUAAGCUCUUCUCCUGAGAGUUAUAAACAGCCUUCAGCUUUUAUAGUUACACAGCAUCCUUUACCAAAUACUGUCAAAGAUUUCUGGAGACUGGUUCUAGACUAUCACUGCACGUCAAUUGUUAUGCUGAAUGAUGUGGAUCCAGCACAAUUGUGUCCACAGUAUUGGCCUGAGAAUGGAGUUCAUCGGCAUGGCCCUAUUCAGGUGGAGUUUGUCUCUGCUGAUUUAGAAGAAGACAUUAUCAGCCGGAUAUUCCGAAUUUAUAAUGCAUCAAGAUUGGUUGGGUCCCCACAGCCCCAGGAUGGCUAUCGAAUGGUGCAACAAUUUCAGUUCCUGGGAUGGCCCAUGUAUAGAGACACCCCCGUGUCAAAGCGCUCUUUUCUAAAAUUGAUACGUCAGGUGGACAAGUGGCAAGAAGAGUACAAUGGAGGUGAAGGCCGCACAGUCGUCCAUUGCUUGAAUGGAGGAGGCCGCAGUGGGACAUUUUGCGCAAUCAGUAUUGUUUGUGAAAUGCUGCGACACCAGAGAGCUGUUGAUGUAUUUCAUGCUGUGAAGACCCUGAGGAAUAAUAAGCCUAAUAUGGUGGACCUUCUGGAUCAAUAUAAAUUCUGCUAUGAAGUGGCUUUGGAGUACUUGAAUUCUGGCUGAUGGCACAAACAUGUGGAAGGAUGAAGACCUUUUAGUGCCACAAUCAAAGCGAGUUGCUUCAUGAUAUCUGUGUGUAAGAGAGACAAGGACCUCUCAGUGUUACGCUUCUAUUGCUUUGUAUUGGCUCUUUUUAAGAGCCCAAGAGAGUCUUUCCAAAAAUGCUUGCACUGCCUAUUUUCCACAGGAUGGCUGCUGCUUGAGACACCUACAAUCCCACAGUCACACACAAACUCACUUCGGUGGUCGAAAACCACUACCGUAUAAACCCGUCAACCUGAUAUACCAGCCUAGUCAUCUGGUAAACUAAAGAGCACAAUUCUACUCCCAUCAAGAAAAAAUUAUGUUUCUGUUGUACUUUUUGUUGCCCGUGAUCCUUUGUUGUCGUUGUCACAGCCUAGUGUACAUUUUUGUUCUGUGGAGAAUGUCGUCUAGCAUUUUGAUAAAUGUAUUUUAGUUACAUUUGUAUCUUACUUGCUCUUAAUAGAACAAAGCCACUGUAGCUUAAAUCAAACUAAUAGCUACACAAACAGACCACAUUAACUUUGCAGAACUCUAUUUUUCUGUCCAACUUAUAUUGUUUGAGAAAAGAGAGACUUGACAGAAGUCCAUUAAGAAAAUGAAAAAAAAUACAGGAUGAUCAGAUUAAUAUAUCCAAAGCUUUCCCCCAUUUGUUUAUAUUGUAAAUAUUUUUUUGAUUUCAUCAAAUUAUUUAUUCAUUAAAGAGAAAUCUUUUGUGAA